This is a messenger RNA of Scedosporium apiospermum, 1140 nucleotides long. RefSeq lists its product as uncharacterized. Lineage: Eukaryota; Fungi; Ascomycota; Sordariomycetes; Microascales; Microascaceae. The coding region runs from base 1 to 1140 and encodes 379 amino acids. The transcript has 5 exons. Gene Ontology annotation, molecular function: oxidoreductase activity. The record is from RefSeq and is a predicted model, not a curated record.
AUGCCACCAGACACUCCUCCUCCGGAUCAUAUCGUUCCGGAGAGUAUCGGAGAUUCUCCCGUUGUUUCUUUUGACACUGCGGAGUGGCCCCGGGAGCUACACGGUCCGCUGGUAUGGACUGGGGCCGCCUUUGCCAAUGACGAGGACUACAUCUUUUCGUUUUCCGAAGAGGAUAAAGCAGAGAUACACGCGGCUUUGGCGCACUUCAGAGACCUCGAGCUUGAUGGCAGUCAGGUAGAUGCUGCGACGUUUCCGCUUCCCACUUUGGGCGAUAAGCUUCGCCAGCUUUCUGAUGAUCUGCACGCAGGUCGAGGUUUCUUCAUCCUCAGUGGCCUUGAUGCGCUAGACUACUCACCAGAAGAUAACGUGCUUCUAUUCCUUGCGCUGUCGUCGUAUAUUGCCGAGAGUCGUGGAAGGCAAGAUGAUGUCGGCAAUAUGCUCAUGCACAUCCGUGACGCCAAAUUCAUGGCGGCACCUCAGUCGGAGCGACCUGCGAGGGAUUCUAGCUUGAAGCUUUACUUUCAUUCCGAUCUCUUCGCCGAUAUCCUCGGGCUCCACUGUCGAGGAGUCGCAGAGGAAGGCGGAGAACACGUCAUAAGUUCCUCGUACAGGAUCUACAACGAACUCAUAUCUCGGCAGCCAAAUGUCAUUGAGAUUCUUUCAAGGCCGGAUUGGUUCUUUGACUCGCGAAACCUGUCUCUGCAGCCAGAAAGUCGUCCUCUCCUCUUCAAUCACGGAGGCCACAUUAUCCUGAAUUUCGGGAGAAUCCACGUACUGGGAGAAGAGAUGGCUGAGGACGGUAAACAAUUGCCCAAACCCAGUGCGGAACAAGUCGAAGCUCUCGACGCAGUCCAACGACUCGCCGAGCAACACAAACUUCGUUUGUCCAUGAAGCCGGGUGACAUUGCAUUCAUUAACAAUUUUGCGCUGCUGCAUGCCCGGGAGGGGUUUACAGACUCCUUGGAAAACACCCGCUACCUUGUGCGGCUGUGGCUAAAGAAUAGGGAGAAGGCGUGGGAGCUCCCGCGAGCGCUGAAGCGUGGAAAUGACCUUGCUUUCAACGAGGCGUUUGAGCCGGUCUGGAACGUCCUUCCGAGUGCGAGGAUUACGUUCCAACUCCGGGAGAAGUUUAGUCCCUAG